Molecule: messenger RNA, 1240 nt
Organism: Phyllopteryx taeniolatus (common seadragon)
Lineage: Eukaryota; Metazoa; Chordata; Actinopteri; Syngnathiformes; Syngnathidae
Gene: mcrip2
Product: MAPK regulated corepressor interacting protein 2
Exons: 5
Coding region: 428-862 (144 amino acids)
Source: RefSeq, a predicted model, not a curated record
GGUAAUUGGCUCGAAUUGGGUUCGUUGUCAAGUUAUUUUGAAAAUCACAAACCGGAAGUGGUGGAUAUCACACCGACUACCUUGACGCCGAGGGAAACACGAUCAUGUUCCGUGCUGUUGUGGUGGAAAUAAAGUGAGUCGUGUCCUUGUGCCCGCCGGUCGUCACCGCAGCCGGCUGCUCUAUCGGAACGGAGGAGGCCGACUGUCCGCUCUGUGAGCCACUGCCCUCGGACACCGAGAAGCGCGGUCGGUGCGCCCAGUGCCAGUCAGUCACAGUGAUUUGCAGAGCGGCUGACCCGGCUUACGUCUCCCCCGCGGCCGCGAGCGAGCAGAGAGGAGUUGGGGCAAGGGGGAGGAGAGCGGGUGGUGGGGGGGAGUUUGAGUGGUCAUCUUCCCAAAGCUGGACACUCGACCCGGGUGUCGUCCCAUGAUGUACACCAUCAGCAGAGGACCCAGCAAACUCGUUACACAACGGAGGACGACAGGUCCCACGCAGCAGAUAGAGAGCAAAUUCGCCGAGCUGAAGCUCAAGCCGACGACGUGGCUCACGUCGAACACUCCACCCCCGAAGAUCGUGUUCAACCGCCUCAAUGGGAAACGUUACCACACUUCGUCCACACGGAAGCUUGACAGCCCGGCUGAGGGAUUCACUCCUGCACACGAGGAGAACGUCAAAUUUGUGUAUGAAGCAUGGCGGGAGGUGGAGCAGAAGCUGGGAGACGAUGGGGAAUCGCGGGGCAGCUGGGGGCCUGUUCAGUUCACAGAGAAGACCCCCAAUGCUGUCAUGAAGAACUUUGUUCCCAUCGACCUGGAGGAGUGGUGGGCUCAGCGCUUCCUUGCAAACAUUGCAGACCUGUGUUGAUUGCGUUGAAGAGCUCAAACACGUCAGGAAGCAAAGUGUCGAUGCUCCUUCAGCAAAGGCGCCACCAGGGUUGAAAGGAAAGUCACAUCAGGCUUCAGGAUGCUCCGUGGGAAGCAUUGGCCACCAUUUGGCGCUUGAUCUGAAAUCUGAAGUUUCAUGCUGCUUUAAGGAGAACUGAGCACUCCAAACAGCCAAGAUGUGAUGUUGUGUUGCUGCAAAAUGGCCGCUCUCUCUACUUGAAUGGCGCAUUUGAAGUUGUUUUUCUUGUUCAAAAAGAGCUUCCCUCGUUCCUCAAGUGUGCUCUGUUCUAUGUACUUUACUAACUCAUCUUUGGAUCUGAAUCUACCGAAGAGCACAAGUAAAAUGAUUUUCAAAACA